GCGGUGUAUCUGACAACUGCACAACAUAGAUGCGUUUCACUGAAAAGGAGCCGAGCUGAGGCGCCCGGGGCUUCAGGAUAGUACUAGACUCUAUGCUUUUUAGCCGGGUGUCACCCAGCCCGUGUUGGUGGUCGUCUCAGGGUUUGACUGCGUUUUCUUCCACAGUAAUGUGCGGCUGUAGGAUUCAGUGAUAGAUACCGACACUUUGGGGAGGCGGGGGGGGGGAUGGGAAGCGAGCAGGAUUGGCUGCUGUAGAGUCAGCCAGGGCCAGGGUUUGUAGUAUAAUCAGGGCAGGUCGGCAGAUACGAAACAAUCAUCAUUUAUUUAAAAAAAAAAAAAAUAUAUAUAAUAUAAAUAAAUAUAUAAUAAUAACAGUACAACGGUUUAGCAACAGAAAAAAGCAGCAGCUUUACAUGAAGCGAUGCAAUGAAGGCAGUGUGAGAGUCUCAAAGCUGGGCAGUGUGUGUGUGUUUUUUAGUGGCUGCCGGCGGAGUGCUUCCCAGCACGGAUAUGAGCGCAGGACCCGGGCCUAGUCGCACAGAUCCGCUUUCACAAAUCGGAAAAAAAUAACCUUAGACUUCACAUUUUUAACCAUUUUCAACUGAUUUUACUGUGCCCGAGGUGUAAAUGGAUGGAGCCAUGACAGAAUGGAUCAAACAUGCAAACGGAAUGCUGGAAAUGUGUUGACUCUCUACACAGACCCACUCAAACCGCAGAGACCAGAUGGCAACAGCGCCCCCUGUGGAAAAGGGUAUGGCGUGGCAGCUGGAUUAGACACCGCAUGCGCCAUGCAGCUGUCGAACGCCGCUGCUUUUAAAAACGGAGAAUCGUACGUGUUCGAUCCACAGGAGCCUUCCUCGUGCUACAUCCCUCUUCGAAGACUGCAGGACCUGGCCUCUAUGGUUAGCCAGCCAGACCUGGGUUUCAAAGAUGGAGAGCAGCAGGGGCCCCAUGAUUUGCACGCUCAGGGGGCAGAUUUCGGAUCGGUCUCCUGUCAUAUUUCCUCCCCUUCACCUCUUAAUAGUGGGGCGGAGGCUUUAUCCAGUCGUGAUUUAGAAAGCAAUUGCCCCGCUCCUCCUCGGACUCCAGAUUUGAACGCAAACGCAGUCCAGAACGGCUGGCUGCACUUGAAGCCAACUGCGCAUGGGAUGAGAACACAGCUUGGUAGUGAGCGAGAUGGGGUGGAGGAGGAGGAGAAGGAGGAGGAGGGUGGGGAAAGGGUUGCUGCAGCAGUACUGAAACACAAAGCAAAGGCAGACAAGAGGAAAACAAUCGUUAGCGGUGGGAAUUCCUGCAAAACCGGAACUCUAGAAGUCAUUGCCGAAAAUCCGGACAGCCGCACAGAGGUGUCCAGUAAAACCAGUAUGCUUGAGCCCAGCUCAGCUGGGGUCCACGCUCCUUCUGCGGCAUUAAAGGACAUGACCAUGUGCUCCACUGAUUAUUUGGGAAGUGGUGCAGAAGAUUCGGGCAGCGACAUGGAAGAGUCCCGGGACGGCUGUGAGGGAGGAGAGCCAAGGGACAGUACAGAGGCCACAUCGGCUACCCCUCAAUCAAAUUCUGGCUGCAGUCCGAAGAAGAAGCCCGCUCCAGUGGCAUACGAGCUUGGAGACCUGGUGUGGGCCAAGUUCAACCGUCGGCCCUGGUGGCCAUGCAGGAUCUGCUGUGACCCUGUGCUCAACACCUACUUCAGGAUGAAAGAGCCCAGUCGCAGACCCUGCCGGCAGUACUUCGUUCGCACAUACGGGGAGAUCCUGGACCAGGCCUGGGUGGUGGGGAGAGCCACCUUCCCCUUCGAGGGGCGCCACCAGUUUGAAGAUCUGCCUGUGCUGCGCAGGAGGGGCAAGCAGAAGGAGGAGAACUACAAAUACACAAUCCCGACUCGGUUUUUGCCUGUUUGGGAGGCCAGUGUGGUCGAAGCGGAGGCCACUCUUCCUGAACCACAGAGGAAAUUCAUCGGCAACUCCUCUGCAAAUACUACUGACCUCCAACCUGCAUCUGUGAAAGAAGAGGAAACAACUCUAACAAGCCCCCAGAGCCCUUCUGGGCCCCCCGAACCCUCAUUGUCAGCGCAGCUGCCCAAUGAAAAAUCACAUCCACCCAGGAGGCCCAGUCGGAAGAAGGAGGUCUGUGCCAAGACCCCGCGGGUCCGAAAGAAGCCUGCUGACUCCUGCAAAGCCUCCGGUGGCUCUAAAGAAGCAGAGACAUCGAGGAACCAGGUAGCAGCUGUGGCCAAGGCAGUCUACACUGGGCCCGAUGACACCCUCCCUGCUGACUGCCCCUAUUCGGAUAUCGUUUCUGUACCGAGGAUCCUUUGUCCAAAGGUUUCAGAACGCACCCCUACACUUGAACCGGUCCAGCCGCCCCCGAUCCCGUUGGAUACCCCCACGACAGAGAUCAGGAAGCUCGCCUCGCGACAGAGACGCAAGCGCGUAUCGGUGAGGAGGGUGCCGAGAGGGUUGGCCAGCGAUGCCACCAGCACAGGCUCAGACUCGGAGAACAGUUCGUUCGGGGGCUCACUCUUAUGUUCUGCGAGCGCAGGACUCUGCGAUUUGUCUGGGAAAUCCAGCAGCCAGCGGGCCAGGUGCCUCCCAGCCAGCAAUAGACUGACGACGAGAGCGCUGAAGGUUAUGGAGGAGGCAGGAGCUGACAAGCGCAUUUCUAGCUGUAGAAAAUCUGAAUUGUCAAACGGGGAGGCGGAGAAGAACUUCACAUCCGCUGAAGGUCCUGUGGAAAGCUUGGCUUCCGCGAAUAGCUGCAAACAAGUGGGCAAAGUUGACACUUCACAAACACUCUGCAAAGACAUGACGCAGCAGAGCACCCCAGGGGGAAUGCACGCUGCUUUAUCAGAGAGAAACAACGCUGCGCUCCCGAAUGGGCCCUGCGGAAAACCAGAGGGAGAGUCCUGGCUGGAUUUCAAAGAGCCUAGUGACUGGGUGCCACUGUCGGAGGACACAAUGGCCCGGGUGACUGCCCUGGUGAAGAGGGAAAACAGCCUCCAGGAAAGCUCUUCCUCCUACACUUCCCCUUCCUCAUCUUCUUCCCCCUCUCCCUCCUCCAACCCUGCAGACAUUGAGAGUGCUGUUGUCAAGCAUAUCCUCUCGUUCCACUCUCUGAAGAACGACGACGGCGGGUCAGGCAAGCCUGCUACCUUCAGCCCAGACUCCAACUACAAGUACAGCACCUGGCUGAUGCUGUGGAAGGGCAUGCACGACAGCCGGGCAAGGGAAGGGCCUCCGAUGCUCGUGGGGCAGUGCGUUGGUACCUCUCACAGUACACCUCCUGUCAUCCCUCAGACUACCCCUCCCAACACCCCUCCAAAAUAUAACGCACAGUCUGCAGGGCUGUCUCUCAUCUCUGGCGCUGGAGGAAAUAAAAGGCACGAAGGGAGAUCGGAGGAGAUCACCCCGGCUAUGUGGGAAAAGAAAAUGACAACCAGGGUGAGAAACAGGCAGAGCAGCCUGCAGGGACCGGUACCGACACAGCUUCCCAGUAAUGCAUUACCAGCCCAGGGAAACGGUUCCAGCACCAACAUCAAGCGAGCCCGACCCAGGCCUCCUUCACAGAAACGGGUGGACCCCAAGGGGGGGGGUGACGGCUCGGGCGACGCUGGUAGGAGCAGCAGCAGCAAUGUUGUGAAAGUCCGUGAUGAAUACGGGCGCUUCAGGAAAGGCUCAGUCACAGCAGCGGCCAAGAGGCGGAGUCACAACAACGUGCCUUUGGAAUUGGCUGAGCACGCUUACGGGAAAGACUUCACGCGAGCACAUAGCGACGUGAAACUGGGCGGGGGCUCCUCUCUCCCAUGGGAGCACUCCUGGACCCAGUCUCCAGCUGGGGCCUCUGAGGACUGUGGACCUGCCGAUAUAAACCGUGUGGCCCCUAAGAAGCGCUGGCAGAAGUUUGACCACGGCUCUGAUAAAGCAGUCAAGAAGGAGGGAGCGUGUGAGGGGGAGGAGAUAGAGGAGCUUGAGGGCGGAGAGACGGAGGUGCCUUUCGAGCUGAGCGGGGGCUGUGAGGGGGAUCCGGGUCACAUCCUGGGACUUACCAAGGCUUCCCAACCAAAGAAAGGGGACGACAAGCUGGCAGGCGCUCAGACAGACACUAAUAAAACACCUCUGACUGCCGGAGAGGUCUCGCUGUCAGCACACUCGGAAAGCAAGCGACGUAGGAAACCCAGCAAGAGACUCCUGGAGUGGACUGAGGAGAGCGAGACUGGAGUGAAGAAGAAGCAGAGAAAAGGGUCUGAGCAGAGCGGCAAGACUGGCGAGGAAGAGAACAGCAGAGAAGCAGCAAGCGAUCAGCUUUCACUGGUGACGUCUACGCAGGAAGAGCUACACACUGCAACCCCAGAGCACCAUGCGCUGUCCACACAGGAGCCAGGCGGCAUAGAGGAACAGGCUCCGCCCCAGGAUGGGCAUGUCCCGCCUCCAGAUACUCUGACUCCACCCCCAGAGGCCCUGUCACCUGCAAAAGAGACCCAGAAAACAGAGCUGGACCCUGCUUCUCCCGAGCCCUGCCCCCUGGAACCCGGGCAACAGUCUCCAGAGUCAGAGUGCCAAGAGAGGAAGAGGCUUCGGAAACCCACUAAAAAGAUUUUGGAGUGGACCAUCGAUGUGGAGUCGAUCUUAAUUCCAAAGAAGAAGCCAAGGGAGGAUUGUCGCAGCUCCCAAAAGGGCGAGCCCAUGAAGAAGAGCGUUUCCUCGUCUCCAGGACUCUGUUCAGCACUGCACCCCGACCGAAACAACAAGAGGAGGAGGCGUGUUUCCUCCCCGGUGUUGCACAAGAAAAGCGUCCCCAGCGCCUUCGAGGAAGAAGGGGGUCUUGAGGAAUCCACCGAGGCAGCUCCUGAGCCUCAGAUCUGCCUCUCUGGACAGCCCUGUGAGGACAGCCCUGUGACAGUGAAAGAGGAGGUCUUCCAGUGCGAUCUGGGUGUCCCGACCAAUAAGAAACCUACAGGAGAGAAAGGCGGGGGCGCCUCCAUGAAGGAGAAUGUUUGCCAGGUGUGUGAGAAGCCCGGGGAGCUGCUGCUGUGUGAGAGCCAGUGCUGCGGGGCGUUCCACCUGCAGUGCAUCGGCCUGUCGGAGAUGCCCAAGGGAAGGUUCAUCUGCAAGGAAUGCACCUCCGGGAUCCACACCUGCUUCGUGUGCAAGAAGCCUGGGCCGGACGUGAAGCGGUGCAUUAUUCCAGUGUGCGGCAAGUUCUACCACAUGGACUGCAUCACCAAGCACGCCCCGACUGUGCUCCAGAACCACAGCUUCCGCUGCUCCCUGCACGUCUGCCUGUCCUGCUACAUCACCAACCCUGCCAACCCCUCCGUCUCCAAAGGACGCUUGACCCGCUGCGUGCGCUGUCCCGUGGCGUACCACGCCAACGAUUACUGUAUGGCUGCCGGGAGCGUGAUCCUGGCCAACAACAGCUUCCUGUGUCCCAACCACUUCACCCCACGCAAGGGCUGCCGCAACCAUGAGCACGUCAAUGUCAGCUGGUGCUUCGUCUGCUCCGAAGGGGGCAGUCUGCUGUGCUGUGAGUCAUGCCCUGCUGCCUUCCACCGGGAGUGUCUGAACAUCGACAUGCCCGAGGGAAGCUGGUUCUGUAACGACUGCCGGGCUGGGAAGAAGCCGCACUACAAGGAGGUGGUGUGGGUCAAAGUGGGGCGCUACAGGUGGUGGCCUGCCGAGGUGAGCCAGCCCCGGAACAUCCCGGCCAACAUCCAGCGCAUGAAGCACGACAUCGGCGAGUUCCCGGUGCACUUCUUUGGCUCCGACGACUACCUGUGGACCUACCAGGCGCGCGUCUUCCCGUACAUGGAGGGGGAUGCCAGCAACAAGGACAAGAUGGGCAAGGGCGUGGACCCCACCUACAAGAAAGCUCUGCAAGAGGCUGCAAAGAGGUUCCACGAGCUGCAGGCUGAGAAGGAGAUGAGACAGCUGCAGGAGGACCGGAGAAACGACAAGAAACCCCCUCCUUAUAGACACAUCAAGGUGAACCGGCCAAUGGGGAAGGUGCAGAUCUUCACGGCAGACAUGUCUGAGAUCCCGCGCUGUAACUGCAAAGCGACGGAUGAGAAUCCCUGCAGCCUGGACUCGGAGUGCAUCAACCGCAUGCUGAUGUAUGAGUGCCACCCCCAGAUGUGCCCGGCCGGGGACCGGUGCCAAAACCAGAGCUUCACCAAGCGUCUCUACCCAGAGCUGGAGAUCUUCAGGACCCUGGCCAGGGGCUGGGGCUUGCGCUGCAAGAGCGACCUCAAAAAGGGCGAGUUUGUGAAUGAGUAUGUGGGGGAGGUGAUCGAUGAAGAGGAGUGCCGAGCAAGAAUCAAACACGCUCAGGAGCUCGACAUCUUCAACUUCUACAUGCUCACCCUGGACAAGGAUCGUGUCAUCGAUGCUGGCCCGAAAGGAAAUCAUUCCCGCUUCAUGAACCACAGCUGCCAGCCCAACUGCGAAACACAGAAAUGGACCGUGAACGGGGACACCAGGGUCGGCCUCUUCGCUCUCGCAGAGAUCCCCUCUGGCACGGAGCUCACCUUCAACUACAACCUGGAGUGUCUGGGGAACGGCAAGACUGUGUGUAAGUGUGGAUCCCCCAACUGCAGCGGCUUCCUCGGAGUGAGACCAAAGAACCAGCCCAGCGCCUCCUCAGAGGAGAAGGGGCGCAAGCUGAAGAAGAAGGCGCAGGUGAAGCGCCGGUCCAGAUCAGAGGUGCCGAAGGAGCGCGAGGAUGAGUGCUUCAGCUGUGGGGACGGGGGGCAGAUCGUGUCCUGCAAGAAGCCAGGCUGCCCCAAGGUGUACCACGCAGACUGCCUAAACCUCACGAAGAGGCCAGCCGGUCGCUGGGAGUGCCCGUGGCACCAGUGUGACGUGUGCGCGGAGGACGCCGCUUCGUUUUGUGAGAUGUGCCCGAGCUCCUUCUGCAAGCGGCACCGUGAAGGAAUGCUCUUCAUCUCCAAGCUGGACGGGCGGCUGUCCUGCUGCGAGCACGACCCCUGUGGGCCGGACCCCCUGGAGCCCGGAGAGAUCCGCGAAUACGUUCCUGAGUCCCCUGACAAGGACCCUGGGCCAGGAGUGGCUAGGGAAAAGACCCCUAAGAGCUUCGCUGCAGCCAGCAAGGACAUCGCAGACACCACCCCCGAGAGCACUGCUGCAGCCAGCAAGGACAUCACAGACAUAACCCCUGUUCCCAUCACCCCCAAGAGCACUUCUGCAGCCAGCAAGGACAUUGUAGACACAAGCCCAGCUCUCACCACCCCCUUUCCCUCCCCCACCCCCAAGAGCUUUGCUGCAACCAGCAAGGACAUCGAAGACACAACCCCAGCUCCCACCACCCCCACCCCCUCUGCUACCCACAAGAGCACUGCUGCAGCCAGCAAAGAUAUCGCAGACGCAACCACCACCCCCUCCACCACCCCCAAGAACUUCACUGCAGCCAGCAAGGACAUCGCAGACACAACCCCUGCACCUACCCCACCUACCACCACCUCCCCCUCUACCCCUACCGUCUCCUUCACCACCACCCCCAUCACAGCCACACCGGACGAGGAAGGAAAGGAUGAGGGUCGAGGGGAGCAGAAGUGACUACACCCCCCUGGCCUUACAGCUCCAUCCCUGCUUCAGUGGAGCUCCUGGAACUCUCCCGACUCUCCUGACCCAGUUCAAAUCAGGAGAGGGAAGGGGAGACUGCAGAGUGAGCUUGGAUUGGACAAUCUGCUGCUCUCAGCUGGAUGGGAAAGACUGCGGGGUUUGCGCUGGAUACAACGUGGCUGCUAAGCAUCACAAAUAAAAUCUUCCUUUUUUUUUAAACACUUUUUUUGGCAAAGUAGCCUUAAGAGAAAAGGAAAGGUGAGGUGAGAUGUAGACCCCCCCACACAUACACACAGAAACACGCACAUAAAACAUAAACCAACAAACUUAAACAAAGGAUUUUAGUUUGACUGCACGUUCAACCAACUUGAAAAGAACUUUACAGUUCUUCAAAAUUGAUGACUCCCCCCCCCCCUCAGCUGAGCAAGGUCUACAAGUCAAACAGCUGCUUGUGUAUAUCUAUAAAAAAAAAAAAAAAUGUUGUAGCUGUCCCGUGUAAACUGGGAUUUCGGGAAGGUUUGAGGGAGAAACAUCGCCCUGUGUGCCCUGCUUUCCGACUGUAGACCCCAGUUGCUGUUUUAGCGAGCAGUUGGUCGCCUAACCCUGCCUUCACCCCUUGCACCUCGGAGUGGAAUAGGUGUGUACUGGAACUCUCCAACACUCAUACGGGCAACAAACAGACAGACGAGAGAGAGAGAGAGAGAGAGAGAGAGAGAGAGGUUAGAAACACACUUGGACAUAGAGAGAGAGAGAGAGUAUUGUUUGUCAUGCAACGUAUUAGAAAUACACUGGGACACGAGAGACGGUAUUCAGAGUUUCAGUCGUGCAACGUAUUAUAACUUUGGGCUCUUACUAAAACUGAGCGACUGGUAAAUGACAAGCGUGGGCAUUUCCAUAGUGCUGCAGUACCAUCAGAUCGAAAUGCCUGGAUACUUAUUACAUUUUCUUUUUAUAUAGUGCUGUGGGUUAAGUUCAGUAGAAGGGCAACGACCAACCUGGACUCGUCCCACAUUCACGUGUUUGUGUGUGUGUGUGUGUGUGUGUGUGUAUAUAUA
This is a messenger RNA of Polyodon spathula (Mississippi paddlefish), 8629 nucleotides long. Its product is annotated as histone-lysine N-methyltransferase, H3 lysine-36 specific-like. The coding region runs from base 648 to 7568 and encodes 2306 amino acids. Gene Ontology annotation, molecular function: protein binding; histone H3K36 methyltransferase activity. NCBI's taxonomy places the organism in Eukaryota, Metazoa, Chordata, Actinopteri, Acipenseriformes, Polyodontidae. The transcript is spliced from 23 exons. The record is from RefSeq and is a predicted model, not a curated record. Gene Ontology annotation, biological process: regulation of DNA-templated transcription. Gene Ontology annotation, cellular component: chromatin; nucleus.